AUGAACGUCGACAAUGACACCGAGUGGACAUGCAGUUCGUCAAGUACUGCGGGAAUGCUCCUGUCAGAUCCUCAUCGCCAAGUGCAUCUGAUGCGGCUGGCGCAGGAUUUGGUUGUCUACGACCAAGCCAACGUCAACAAAGAGCCGGGCCCUCGUCGACCUUCGAUGGCCAGGGAAGGCCAGCCGGGGCCGCUCAAGGUCGAGAUGGGGUCUUCCGGAAUUCUGACGAUCACUGGUGCGGCCGUGUACCAGGUCGACGGCGAUGGGGACGAUAUCGUGAUGGUAACGUCUCACUAG
Colletotrichum costaricense is the source of this 297-nucleotide messenger RNA. RefSeq lists its product as uncharacterized. Lineage: Eukaryota; Fungi; Ascomycota; Sordariomycetes; Glomerellales; Glomerellaceae. The transcript is spliced from 2 exons. The record is from RefSeq and is a predicted model, not a curated record. Bases 1 to 297 code for a protein of 98 amino acids.